CAUAGAGCCCUCCUAUCGUCUCCUCCUUUCCUCUCCUUGCUUGUCUGUCUCCCCUCGCCAGCAUUUCAGGCAGCUCGCAACUGCUGCUGUGGUGAACUGGUGAUCUUGACCUGCCUUCUUCUUCCUUCUCCUCCUCUGGCCACUUCGUCAUCGCCUUCUUCCAGAUCUGAGCUCGAGGAGAAAGGAAGAGUUCGAAACGCCGGCCAUGGACAUGUCCGGCAUGGUCGCGGCGGCCGACAGCCCGUCCGGCGGCGGCGGAUCGCCAUUGCCGCGGCCGAGCAGGUACGAGUCGCAGAAGCGGCGGGACUGGCAGACCUUCGGGCAGUACCUCCGGAACCACCGUCCGCCAUUGGAGCUUUCCCGGUGCAGCGGCGCCCACGUGCUGGAGUUCCUGCGGUACCUGGACCAGUUCGGGAAGACGAAGGUCCAUGGGCCGGGCUGCCCCUUCUUCGGCCACCCGUCCCCGCCGGGGCCCUGCCCGUGCCCGCUGAAGCAGGCCUGGGGCUCGCUGGACGCGCUCGUGGGCCGCCUACGGGCCGCCUUCGAGGAGCAUGGCGGGCGGGCCGAGGCCAACCCGUUCGGGGCCCGCGCCGUCCGGCUCUACCUCCGCGACGUCCGCGACUCCCAGGCCAAGGCCCGCGGCAUCGCCUACGAGAAGAAGCGCCGCAAGAGGAAUAGUAAUCCCCAGAAGCCGAAGCCGGAGAAGAAGCAGGAGAAGCCGCCGAACCAGGAGGCGGCGGCUUCGGAAAUGGCGAGCGCGGCGGUGGGGGAGAUCAGGCCGCCGGAGCUUGUCGCGACGCCGUACCCGCCCUACUACCUGUUCCCGCAUGGACACCUGUUCCAGGGACACUACUUGGCGCCGGCGUCCGGCGAGGGGAGCCAUGCGGCCGCGGCGGCGCUGGACGGCGUCCCUGGAGGCGGCGCCGGAGCCGGGGAAGAUAUAGUGCUGGUGAUGGCGGCGGCGGCGGCGGCCGCCGAGGCGCACGCGGCCGGGUGCUUGAUGCCGCUCUCCGUCUUCAACUAGCUCGAUCCAUCAUCAUCCAAUGCUCCUCCAAUGCAUGUAGGCUAAGAUAGAGGAUUAAGUAGGCCUAAGUUGAUUAAGUACUACGCAGGUUGAUUUUGCCAAUGGCGAUCGGUCCUCUGUUCGCCAUUUGAACACAGCUCUAGGUUAUUUUGUGCGCGCCAGUGCUAGCUGAUACUUCUGGAGCGAUCAACUCUACGUAAGUUCAGAGGGAGUAAUUAGUGGCAUAAUCUCUGUAUCUGCUGGCAGGAUUAAAUUGUUGGUAACUAGGACUACUAUGUUACAAUGAAAUCUGAAUGCCUAGAACAAUGAAAUAUGAAUGCCUGGCACAUAUAUAUUCCGUCUCAAAGCCGACUUAAUAACCGUGCAA
Brachypodium distachyon (stiff brome) is the source of this 1391-nucleotide messenger RNA. RefSeq names its product protein G1-like1. The transcript has 2 exons. Gene Ontology annotation, cellular component: nucleus. Bases 206 to 1024 code for a protein of 272 amino acids. Gene Ontology annotation, biological process: response to light stimulus; mRNA transcription. The record is from RefSeq and is a predicted model, not a curated record. Lineage: Eukaryota; Viridiplantae; Streptophyta; Magnoliopsida; Poales; Poaceae.